Messenger RNA from Penaeus vannamei (Pacific white shrimp), 1326 nucleotides. Lineage: Eukaryota; Metazoa; Arthropoda; Malacostraca; Decapoda; Penaeidae. The record is from RefSeq and is a predicted model, not a curated record.
AUGGUAAGAGGCCUGGCACCUCCCCACGGGCUCUCGGCCACCAUCGCCCUGGCUCUCCUGGCUCGGGAGAUGCACAUGACCCCCCGCUGCCGUGGCUACCUGGUCUCUGGCUACCCGAGGCACAUGGACGACGUGCACCAGUACAACCAGAAGCUGGGGAACAUAGACGGUGCUAUUCUGCUCGACUGGAGAGAAUCCACGCUGCUGAACAAGCUGGAAGCAGGAGCCAGGGUGGGCACACUCAUGCUCGACGCCGCUCGGAAGGAACUCUCGGAUUUCCACAGCAAAGUCCUUCCUGUGUGUGAACAUUACGAUAACUUGGGACUUCUUUACGUGGUGUCUGGAGAUCGAAGUCAGGAGGAGGUGUUCCGAGACGUGCAAAGGGCCCACGCGAGAAUCCUUCAGCCGGCUCCUCUCCCGCCGCCGUCACGAGCUUCCGUAGGCUCCUACAGGGAAUACCGGAGCAUGGCGCCCUUCUCGCAGCUCCCUUCGCUCUCCGCUUCCUCCAUCAACGUCAACGCAAACCAGAUGUCGCUCCCGCCCUGCCUCUUCUUCAUGGGUGAGGACUGCACCUGCGGCCCAGGUAGCGACAAGUGGAAGCUCGUGAGCGGCAUCACCUACCUGUACCCCGGGUGGGCGUGCGUGGGCGUGGGCCAGAUGCUGAGAGAGCACAUCGACCGCUGGAAGGAGACCCCCGAGAUAUACGAAGACCUACCCAGCGAAAAGGUGGUAAUGAUCCAGAACCUGAUGACCAAAGGUGAACUCGUUCCUCAGGACCUGGUGCUGCAGCUUCUGAAGGACAAACUGGAGUCGCUGAAGGGGCGCGAGGGCAUCGUGGUCGUAGGUUACCCCAAAGACGUUAUUCAGGCUCAGUCUUUCGAAGAAAAGUUCCACCAGAUUCCGCCGCUGCUGCUCGUCGACUGCUCGGAGCUGGAGCUUGGCCGCAACCUGGGCCGCAGGGAGAGCCGCCUCGACGACAACGUGGCUGCGGCGCGGCGGCGCUUGGCCAUCUACAGGGAGGUCACGCUGCCCAUGCUCAAGGCCUUCGACGAGAAGAACAGACUCAAGAUCAUUGAUGGCGAUGCAGACAUAGAGCAAGUGGAACGAGAGGUGAAGCGCGCCAUCUAUGUAGAGACGCAACUACUCUCCGCCCGCUCCAUCAGAAGUGAGGCCGAGAAAGCCAAGCAAGACCAGUCGAACGGAAACGUCCUGCUGCCUCCCGGACACGAAUUGGAAGUCGAAGUCAGGUCCCUUUCGCACGAAUUCAGCGAUCCGGACACCAACGGCCAAGCCAAUAACAACCAGCCGAAACCGGAUCUUGUUUGA